AUGGAAAUAACACAUAAAACUACGGCCGAGCCGGCGCCGGAGCCGGAACUCAAGUUGAAUUAUAUGCAAAAGAUUUGGCGCUAUCGUCGUUACAUGGUAAUCGAGUUAUCCUUCUUCUUCUAUUUAAUGGCAAACAUACUCAACGAUGUAGCCAUUAAGAACCUUCCACUGGAGAAGGCAUGUCGCGUCAACCUCGGCUACAACAAAGCCACCUGCAUGGCCAUGUUGGAUAAAGCGGAAUUGGGCAUCGAUUGCGAUAGCUAUGAGUUCGAAAACACUCACGAUUGCGCCUGGAUGGACCAAACAUUGCUGGACGUGGACUUGACGGGACUCAAUUAUACGGUCUGCGAAGCCGAUUGUAAGGUCCAGCAGCUGUUCGCCGAUGUUUCGGGAAAACGUGCGCCCAUAGCUGCCAUAUUUACAUUGAUUAUCAUGCUUUUCGCCGGAGGCUGGGCGGACAAAUUCAACAAACGCAAACCUUGCAUGAUUAUACCCAUCGUGGGUGAAGCUGUGUCAUUUAUCUGUCUAAUCAUUUCGGCCAUAUUCUUCGAUAGUCUGCCCAUGGAGUUCGGAAUGUACUUGGAGGCGAUUGUGCCCGCGGUCUGUGGCGGUCAGACACUUUGUGUAAUGGCGAUGUAUAGCUAUAUGACGAUAGCCACGCCCGAGGAAGAUCGCGUCUCCCGCUUUGGUAUCUUUAUAAUGUUUUUAAACGGACUUCCUUUACUGGGAGUCUUCAGUGGAUAUCUUCUAAACGUACUGGGCUACAUAAUUUCGUUUGCCUCCGCCGUUGUCUUUAAAAUUAUUGCCAUUCUCUGUAUAAUGCUAUUCCUUAAGGAGAUCAAGCCAAAGCCCACAAUAUCCGAGGAAACGCCAGAUAACCAGCUUAAGGGUCAUGCUGCUGAUAAUAUGGCCUUUGAGCAAACCACCUUGGAUGAGCUGCCUGUUAGCAAGAAUGUUAACUUUCAAUUGACGCCACGUCUGGAGCCACCCAAAGUGGAGCCUCCGCCUGUGCCUGCAGUGAAACCUUCGUUGCUGAAGGAACUUUUUGAUCCCACCCUGGCGAAGGAAUGCCUACGAUAUCCGUUUAUCAAGCGCAAGAAUCACGGACGCCUUAUACUGAAUCUGCUUGUUCUGGCGACUUUCCUAAUCGUGGGCCCCUCCUUUGCUGAAAGUGACUUUGUGUAUCCCUUCACUAUAAAAAAGUUGAAUUGGAAUGGUACUGUGCUUUCCGUUUUUAAUACAAUCAACGGACUUCUGGCAAUAUUGGGUACUUACAUAGGGACUGCCAUUCUUAGCAAACGGCUCAAGUUCUCGGAUGCCUCCCUUGCCAUAUUCUCCUCUCUGGGCAUAGUCUGUUCGCGUCCGAUACUUGCCUUUGCGAAUAAUACCACGUGGUUCUAUGUGGGCUGUGCUGUGGACAUGUUUGCCCUUCUGCGAGCCAUUGCCACCAAAACCAUCAGCAGUAGCAUUGUGGAGGGAGAUGAGCUAAGCAAAAUGUAUUCCAUCUUUGGCAUCAUCGAACCAAUCACCCAAUUCCUAUUUCCACCCAUUUAUAGUAUGAUAUACCGAAAUACAGUGGAGUCAUUUCCAGGCGCCUUUUUUCUGUUUGGCGAAAUCUUCUAUGUGCCCAAUGUUCUAGUCUUUGUCCUUUGCUAUUUCUUGUUGCGUCAUCGGAAGUCCAAAGAACAAAAGAAUUCCGUGGAACUCGCCCAAAAUAAGGAAGGCAAUGGCCAAGCGGAUGCUGCCGAUGGCACAGAGAUUACUAGUCUAUGA
Molecule: messenger RNA, 1773 nt
Organism: Drosophila arizonae
Lineage: Eukaryota; Metazoa; Arthropoda; Insecta; Diptera; Drosophilidae
Product: putative peptidoglycan muropeptide transporter SLC46
Biological process (GO): transmembrane transport
Cellular component (GO): membrane
Molecular function (GO): transmembrane transporter activity
Source: RefSeq, a predicted model, not a curated record